Molecule: messenger RNA, 861 nt
Organism: Pochonia chlamydosporia 170
Lineage: Eukaryota; Fungi; Ascomycota; Sordariomycetes; Hypocreales; Clavicipitaceae
Product: formyltetrahydrofolate deformylase
Exons: 2
Coding region: 1-861 (286 amino acids)
Biological process (GO): 'de novo' IMP biosynthetic process
Molecular function (GO): formyltetrahydrofolate deformylase activity
Source: RefSeq, a predicted model, not a curated record
AUGCCCAACGACAACGACUACAUCCUCACCCUCUCAUGCCCCGACAAGCCCGGCAUCAUCCACGCCGUGACCGCCGUCUUCGCCUCCCACGGCCACAAUGUGCUCGAUCUCCAGCAGUUCAGUGACCCCGUGUCCCGGCGCUUCUUUAUGCGCGUGCAUUUCGGGCCCAAGGCCGAUUCCGCCACUACCGAGCACCUGAGCCAGCCGUUUGAGAAGCUGGCCGCCGAGUAUGAAAUGACUUAUGAUAUUCGGCCUGUCGCCCAAAAGAUGAAGGUCCUCAUCAUGGUGUCCAAGAUUGGGCACUGCCUAAAUGACUUGUUGUUUAGAAUGAAGACGGGGCAGUUGAAGAUGGAGGUCCCCGUCAUUGUCUCCAACCACCCCGACUACGAACCCCUCGCCAAGUCAUACGGCAUCGAGUUCCACCACCUCCCCGUCACAAAGGACACCAAGGCCCAGCAGGAAUCCCAGAUCCUCUCCCUCGUCAAGCAGCACAACAUUGAGCUCGUCGUCCUCGCGCGCUACAUGCAGGUUCUCUCCCCGACGCUCUGCGAAGCCAUGUCCGGCCGCAUCAUCAACAUCCACCACAGCUUCCUGCCGUCGUUCAAGGGCGCCAAGCCCUACCACCAGGCGUACGAGCGCGGUGUCAAGAUUAUCGGCGCUACGGCGCAUUUCGUCACUGCUGACUUGGAUGAGGGUCCUAUUAUUGAGCAGCGCGUCGCGCGAGUUGAUCACAGCAUGGACCCCAAGGAGCUGGUGGAGGAAGGGUCGAAUGUUGAGAGUCAAGUGCUUGCUGCGGCGGUGAGAUGGUAUGCUGAUCGGAGGGUGUUUUUGAAUGGGUCCAAGACUGUUGUUUUUGCGUAG